Salvia splendens (bonfire salvia) is the source of this 1687-nucleotide messenger RNA. RefSeq names its product pentatricopeptide repeat-containing protein At3g25210, mitochondrial. The record is from RefSeq and is a predicted model, not a curated record. Bases 269 to 1393 code for a protein of 374 amino acids. Lineage: Eukaryota; Viridiplantae; Streptophyta; Magnoliopsida; Lamiales; Lamiaceae. The transcript has a single exon. Gene Ontology annotation, molecular function: protein binding; mRNA binding.
UUCAAACUCUCUUCUCUACCCUCUUCUCUCUAUUCUCUUUACAGAUUCAACAAUUUCCCCCAAAUUGAAAACAGCGGUGGUCUUCUUCUUUCUCAAAUCCGCGCCGCCCUCCACGGUUCUGUCACCGGCGCCGGCGACUCACGCCAGAUCCCUCCGUCGAGCUCUUUCUGCGACAGGGCCGUUGCCUGCUGUUCCAGCGGCGUCGCUGACUCCCUCUCCUCUGCCCUUCCCCGCCGCCCCUACGCCCUCCUCCGCCGCCAGCAAAGCAAUGGCCCUGAUUUUACCUCGGGCCAUCCGAGCUUCCCUCCUCCGCCUCUCUGUCCGACAUCUCACCUCCACCACCCUCGACGACCCUCCGCCGCUGCCGACUCCAUCCGACACCUCCCCUCAAACCCUACCACCAAAAUCCCCAAAUCCGCCAAUGGAACACCGAUUCGAGUCAUGGCUUCACAAUCUCAAACCCGGAUUCACCCAUUCCGAGGUCCACGACGCCCUCCGGGCCCAGCCCGACCCGGACAUCGCGCUCGACAUUUUCCGGUGGACGGCGCAGCAGCGCCACUACAGGCACAACCACGACACCUACCUCGCAAUGAUGGAAAUCGCCGUCUCAGGUAAGCGGUAUCGCGCCGCCGAGACUCUCAUCGAUGAAGUCCUCGCCGGAGCUUGCUCCGCUAGCCUCCCGCUGUUCAACACUAUGAUCCAAUUCUGUUGUGACCGUAAAUUCCUGUUUAAUCGCGCUUUCGAUGUGUAUAAGAAAAUGCAGAAAUCUGAGGAUGCUAGGCCGAAUUUGGAGACAUAUGCUAUGCUUUUUGGUUCACUUUUAAGGAAGUUUGAUAAAUUGAAUGGGUGUUAUGUUUAUUUGCACGCUGUGAGAUCUUUAAUGAAGCAAAUGAAGUCUUCGGGGGUAAUCCCUGACGCCUUCGUGUUGAACAUGAUCAUCAAAGCCUACUCAAAAUGCCUGCAGGUUGAUGAGGCAAUUACAGUUUUUCGUGAAAUGGGGCUGUAUGGUUGUGAGCCUAAUUCGUAUACGUAUAGUUAUUUGGUUAAGGGAUUGUGUGAAAAGGGUAGAGUGAGUCAGGGGUGGGGUCUCUAUCAGGAGAUGAGAUCAAAAGGGCUGGUGCCAAAAGUGACCACCUAUUUGGUUUUGAUUUGUAGUCUGGCGAUGGAGAGGAAGUUUCAGGAGGCGAUCGAGGCUGCAUUUAACAUGAUAGGGAAUUCUUUGUCGCCUGAUCUUCUGACAUACAAGACACUGCUUGAAGAAAUGUGUAGGGAUGGGAAGGGCAACGUGGCGUUUAAGCUUCUUGAGAGUUUCCGAAAGAGGGACAGUAACAUGAACGAGAAGACAUACAAGUCUUUGCUGGAUGGGCUGCACUUUGCAAGUCAGGAUUUCUAGCUGCUUUGACAUCUUGUAUGGUCUUCCAAGCAUCCUGUUGAUUAUAAAAGCUCAAGUUAAAUACUUGUAUUUAGGGAAUGAUUCCCUUCUUCAUUUUUCAGAUAGUUUACCUUCCCUCAUUUUAUAUGAAGAUAUGUUUUGGCCUAGCAGAGAUGAAAUUCGAUCGAGCUGGAAAUUACAUGAUGAAGUGUCUUAAAUUCUUCAUGACCGCAUUAUUUGUCACAAUUUCUUGCUCUGUUUUGGAGAUAAUGGACUGUUACACAUCUUAUCUAUAGAUCUAUACUUCCAACAGUA